This is a messenger RNA of Labeo rohita (rohu), 2052 nucleotides long. RefSeq lists its product as uncharacterized. The record is from RefSeq and is a predicted model, not a curated record. The transcript has 3 exons. Bases 330 to 1418 code for a protein of 362 amino acids. Lineage: Eukaryota; Metazoa; Chordata; Actinopteri; Cypriniformes; Cyprinidae.
UAAUUUUAAUUUUAUGUUCUAAACAAUAUAUUGUUUUAUUAACAAUAUAUAGGCUAGCCUACAUCGUACAACAAGUGUUAUUGCAUUAACAAGUGUUAGAACCAUUGCCGACAUCACGCCACGUCUUUUUCCACUACGUCAUCUUCUCCCACGGUUAUCAUGACAACAGGACUCUAAACAUCCGUUCACGCAUUUUACUUAACAGAAAUGGAAUAGGCUACCAAUUUAUGCAUUUGUACUCCUUUUUUAUUGCCAAACAGUACCACAUUUAAGAUGUUAGUGUUGUCAAACCUAACAAAUCUCUCAGGCUCUGACUGAAGCGGUCCGGAAUGAAUAGCACUGAAGUCUGUGCAUCAGACGAUACUGAUGCUGAGAAUCAGCAUACGACUGUUGACAGCACAAAAAGGAACACAGAGUCUUCAGGCAGACAGUAUGUCAAUGUGUUGUUGGAUCUCAGCGAAGAGGAUUGUUGCAGGGAGCACAAUAUGCAUUUGCUUCAAAGCCGCACUGGCUGGGAAGACGCUGUUGAAGGUUGGGGGAGAUUUCCUCCUUUUGGUGUAUUUCAUCAGCCGCCAAGGAAGGGGAAAAAAAUCAGGCAAGACAUCAUAGACUUUCACUGUCUCCUCUGUGCAGACCUUAAUCUUUCUGAUCUGCCAAUCUAUUGCUCUGCUGGAAAUGCUCUGAAAACUUUCAGGAAGGCUGCCCAACCCCAUCUGGAUCUUGCAGAGGAAGCUGACAAUUCCUCUUCAGAUGAACUGUACUCUUUCAGCUUAUCUCUUCAAAAUAUGCCAGAGCCAUUAAUCAACAAAUUGCUGUCUGGAGAUGAAGAGUGUAAACAAAACAAAUCAUCAUCAGUCUGCCAUUACCAUACAGAACCGUGUCAAAUCCUGAAGGAAAAUAGAGCUGCUCUUAGCAUCAGAAGCUUUAGCGUGUUGCCGCCUGUCAAAGAGUCCAGAAACCUGAGGAACUACAGUCUUUUUAAAGGACUGGAGCCAGCAGAGGUCAUGAUGCCUGAUGCCACCAGUGCCGUUACUGCUGAUGAAAGAUUGAGCAUUGAUUGUGACACAGGAAGUGUCUUCAAGACCCUCACAGACUUUAUCCCAGAAGAGAACAGCUAUAGGUUAAAGGGAUCUCCCAGCACAAAGCAUUGGCUGUCCCAGGACAGCAAUCACCUGCCAUCUAUUUUUAAUGUAACUUUUCAAAAUAAGUAUGGUUUACCCUCCAGCACCGUGUCAAAUACAUUACCCCAAUCUUCCUACCCCCUAGGAAGAAACCUCAGGCAGGAAGAAUUGACAAGGCCUUCCACCAGGAACAACACCAAUUAUAGAUUACAUUCUGGCCACAAAACAAGAGAUCUGAAAAGACCUGAAGCUCAUCGACUAAUGCUGAUUGGAACAAGAGUUCACAUGCCUAUGUGAAUAAUAUCUUUGAUCUUUAAACUCUUUGUAUAUUGUUGCACCAUACUGUUUAGAGUUAAAUGUCAUGAUUCUGUUUGAGACUCGGAACAAAAACCUCUCACUCUGGUUUACUUGAAAAUGUGCUACAUGAAGAUGAAUACACAACAUACAGAGAUAAAGAGAAGUUGGAUUGUUUGAGACUGCAGGAUCCAAUUACUCAGAACCAUGCUAUUUUACUAUGCAUGUUCAGUGUUCAAACUAGCUAAACCCUGUCCAAUAUUCACUAAAAAUGAACCUGGUUAACAGCUGAAUUCACAUGUGCAGACUAUCCUUUACAAAUAUACAACUGAACAGGAAGAUCAUAAAAGAUGAUCAGAGACGAAUAUGUAACCUUCAGUGAUCGAUUUUUUUUUCAGACUCACUUCAAAGUAUUAUUUGAUUCCAUUAAAUUUACCACAAUUAGGGAAUGUUCUACAAAGCUGAUUCUAGCUGAAUGUGCCAAAAAUAACCUGAUUCAGAACACAGUCAUUUGCAGACCCUAAUAUUUGCUCAGGACAAUAACAGAAUAGAAGAAAAAAACAUUACUGUAUUAGCAUAAUAUAACAGCAGAAUUUUGCUUGAUUCAAUUAAUGGUCAAACAGUUAUUUUCUGCAGU